AUGGACGUCGACGCCACGACCACUCGCAGGGCUCCUCUCACCCCUCAAGAACGCGAACAACGCCUCAAGAACAACCUCUGCCUUUACUGCGGUGAAGGUGGCCACCAGGUCAGCUCUUGCCCCGCCGCUCCAAGGAAGUAUCCAGGACGUCGUGCUGGCAACGCCACUUUCUCCAUCACAGAUGCCGCUGCCACCUCUAGCAAUUCGAAAAACUAGAGCGUCCUCUGCCCUCGUGUACGCAUGAGGACAUCACACACGCGAACGGCAUCACUCGGUCACCUCCUUUACCGGUCUACACCACUCUGGCAUCCACACUCGACACACAACCUUUCGAUCAUCUCGUCCUACCCCUCGACUUCUGCCUGGAAUCUCCGGUCUCGGGCUCGGCCCUCAUCGACUCGGGUGCGACCUCGUUGUUCAUUGACGACUCUUUCGUGUCUCGUCAUGGCCUCGUCCGCCGCCCCUACUCGACUCCGAUCCCACUCUUUGUCAUCGACGGCCGCCCCAUCGCGUCCGGCCACGUCACCCACUUCGUUCGCCUCACGAUCACGCUCGGAGGACACUCUCAAGUCAUUUGUCAUGGUCACCAAAUUGUUCAAUACCCUUCAAGUCCUCCAUCCCCCGGUCAUUCUUCUUCGAUCUUCACCCAUCGCUCCCGUGCGCCCUUUCUCUCGUGCACGCGCCUUUCUUCCCGCACGCGCCGUCAAGACUUCGCGCUCGGACCUCCAAGGCGCCUCGGGUCAAAGGGACGGUUCCCCUUCAACGCGACCUCCGGUCUUCCCAUCGGCAUUGGCACGACUUCCCCUUCGGACCCCUUGUAGUUCCUACACUGGGCUUCCCUCAUCCGGCAUACACUACAUUGCCUUAGCCACUUCUCAACAAAGGAAUGGCUCUCCAAUAAGGCACAGCCUUUGUUGCGCACGGUACCGCCUUCGGGCAAUGGAUUCUCCUCUGGUUGUGGUAGACUAGCUCUCUGGUAGAUUCUCUCUCUCUCUCUCUUCUUCUUCUUCUUCAGUUGUAAUAUUCGAUCGACAGUGUUCCUACACCUUGUCCGAAUCCCAUCCUUCCGACGCUCUUCUCGCGCCCUCGCUUCCGAACUCCGCUUCCGAACCGACCUCCUCGUGAUCACCUCCUAUCAUCUCACGCACCAGGCAUACAAGUGCUAUUGACGUAAUACCUUUCACGGUGUGACGUUGGAUAGAUCUUCGUUACCUCCACUCCUAUCAUCGUCUCUUCCUCUUCGGACUUGACCCUGACAUCAUUCAGGCCGAUGUCACGCAGUUGGGUACCUACUGGAGCAGAAGGUUCUGA
Molecule: messenger RNA, 1311 nt
Organism: Microbotryum saponariae
Lineage: Eukaryota; Fungi; Basidiomycota; Microbotryomycetes; Microbotryales; Microbotryaceae
Source: the annotation of a GenBank genome assembly